GUGCACCCGGCCGACCCGCACACGCAGCGGCUGGGGGCGGGCGGCGUGCAGCUGUGUGCGGUGCAGGGGCGCAGUACGGCGAUCUGCCCGGUGCGGAUGCACCUGCAUGAGUGGGCGGCGAACUUUAGUGACCUGUUGGACAUCAACAAGGACCGCCACGUGCCCAUGGAGCAGCACGCGGACUGGCGCUACCUGCUGCAUGUGGACGGACAGGGCUUGUCCUCGAAGCUGGAAGUGCUGCUGACCCUUGGGUCACUGGUCAUGAAGGAAGAGUCGGGCUAUCAGGCCUUCUACCACCACCUCCUGCGGCCCAACGAGCACUACAUCCCCGUGUGGAAGACGGGUUCCGGACCCGAAGACAUCUUGGAAGCCGUCAACUGGGCUCGGACACAUGACUCCGAGGCUCACCGCAUAGCGCUAGCAGGCCAGGCCUUCGCAGCCCGAUUCUUGUCGGCGCAGGCGCGGGUGUGCUUUUGGUUGAAACUGUUUCAGGAGUACGGCAAAACGCUGACGUACGAUCCGAUAUCGUACAGAAACAUCACAUUUCAUGACGACGUUGGUCAGCUUGGGGGGGAUUCCGAAGGAGCGGGACUGCAAAAAGGUGUUGUUGUUGGGACGAGCAGGAGUGCCGACAAGACGAGGACAAAGAUUGCGAGAUCAAGCCUGCCGUACAUAAAGCCAGCGCAGCAGUUCCUUGAUGAGGAGGUUCGGCAAUACUUCCCCAACCUGCUGCGGGAAAUGGUAUGGGAACCAUGAAAGGGGGCGGGGGAGGGGCCAUGCAUGCGUGUGGGGCGCUUUUUGGGCCGUAUCGGUAGUAAGGAAGAAGAUUUAGGGGGCAUCUAUGGAAGAUGCCAACACCGUUAGAAAUGCGACGCGGAAGGCAGGCCUGGGAGCACAGUAUUGUUGGUAGAGCGCCAGUGAGGGGCACGAGGGGGAAGCCGUGAUGUCUCUUGCGGAAUGACCCAUGGGUCACUAACUCAUUGUUGCUUCUGUGAUGCAAGGAUUGUCUUGCGGGGUGCGGGAGGUGCCAAAAAGGCCAUUUAGUUGUUGUUAUAAGCUUGUUACGAGAACAAGUUUGAGUAAUGGAACGUAGCAGUGACUAGAGGGGGGAGGGGAGAAUUCGCGUGGUCAUGCCAGCGGGCAGCAGCAGCACCUGCAACUCUUGCGUGGAUGUGGACUGCGAUGCUGCGAGGGAACGAGGCGUCGCCGCG
Molecule: messenger RNA, 1211 nt
Organism: Astrephomene gubernaculifera
Lineage: Eukaryota; Viridiplantae; Chlorophyta; Chlorophyceae; Chlamydomonadales; Astrephomenaceae
Source: the annotation of a GenBank genome assembly